GUCACUGCGUUUUCUUAGAUGGCUGAGGGCGAUAAGAAGAAGAAGAAGGCUCAUAAGCAUGGCAGCCGUAACCCUGUCCUGGUUCGGGGCAUCGGACGGUAUUCCCGCUCGGCCAUGUACGCUCGCCGGGCCAUGUACAAGAGGAAGACUACAGCUCCUGUGACCAAGGUUGAGAAGAAGAUAAAGGAAAGGGCUCCCACCAAAGUCAUCAAAACUGUUGGCGGAGACAAGAACGGAGGCACCCGUGCGGUCAAACUGCGCAAACUGCCGCGUUACUAUCCCACAGAAGACGUGCCCCGUAAGCUGCGGAGUCACGGCAUCAAGCCCUUCUCUCAGCACCGCAGGAAACUACGCAAGUCCAUCACCCCCGGGACUGUCCUGAUCCUGCUGACCGGUCGCCACCGCGGGAAGCGCGUGGUCUUCCUCAAGCAGCUGGGCACAGGUCUCCUCCUCGUCACUGGUCCUCUGGCUCUGAACCGAGUGCCUCUGCGGAGAGCUCACCAGAAGUUCUGCAUCGCCACAACCACCAAAGUGGACAUCUCUAGCGUGAAGAUCCCCAAAACACUGACCGACACUUACUUCAAGAAGAAGAAGCUGAGGAGACCCAAGCACCAGGAGGGGGAGAUCUUCGACACGGAGAAGGAGAAGUACCAGUUGACGGAGCAGCGGAAGGCCGACCAGAAAGCGGUGGAUUCUCAGCUGCUUCCUCUGAUCAAGAAGGUUCCCGAGCUCAAAGGAUACCUGCGCUCCACGUUCUGCCUGUCAAACGGAGUCUAUCCACACAAACUGGUUUUCUAAAGUGUGAAUAAAAUCUGUGGCAACCCA
Messenger RNA from Carassius carassius (crucian carp), 825 nucleotides. Its product is annotated as large ribosomal subunit protein eL6-like. Lineage: Eukaryota; Metazoa; Chordata; Actinopteri; Cypriniformes; Cyprinidae. The coding region runs from base 19 to 798 and encodes 259 amino acids. The transcript is spliced from 6 exons. Gene Ontology annotation, molecular function: structural constituent of ribosome. Gene Ontology annotation, cellular component: ribosome. The record is from RefSeq and is a predicted model, not a curated record. Gene Ontology annotation, biological process: translation.